UCUGUUCCGUGUGUCACCCUUGUUUUAAUAUCUCUCUCUCUUCUCUCUUUUUUUUUUAUAGCCAUGUUACUGAAGAUCACCUUGUCUUCUGGAAGUAGAAACACAGUGAACAGAUGAAUCUAUUCAGCCAGACAUUCCCCCAGUAGAUCUCUCUGCUCAUGGAGCACCACGGCAGGGAGGAGAUGGACUCGAAAGAGGAAAGUCCUCAGGUGUGGGCUGACUCUGCUGAGCAGGAACAGAAUACUGCUCAGGUGCACUUUGUCCCUGAGGGGGGGACAGUGGCACAGAUUGUGUACAGCGAUGAGCAGGACCGUCCCUCGCAGCAGGUCGUCUACGCGGCGGAUGGCACCUCCUACACCUCCGUGGACACCUCGGAGCACACGCUCGUUUACAUCCAUCCCGUGGAAGCUACGCAGACUCUGUUUACAGAUCCAUCCCAAGUGGCUUACGUCCAACAGGAUGCCACCACCCAGCAGGUAACUGUGCUCUUGCCUGCUGCUGCUCAGAGCAUGAAUCCCACCAACCUGUCCGUGCUCGGCAACGUUGCCGAAUCCCCCCAGCAAAUGGCUCUGGAGCAGGGUCCACAAGCAGAUAGAGCAUCAUUACCGGUGCAUAACCAGGUGUUACCUCCUAUGGAGGCAGUGGAUGGUUCUGACCCUUUAGCACCUCUGCAGAAUCAAAUGGGAAGGAUGGAAACAAAAGAGGAAGAUGAUGAGGAUGAAGAUGAGGAAGAAGAUGGGGAAGACACUGACAUGGAUGAAUGGGAUCCAGAUCCACCUCGACCCUUUGAUCCCAAUGAUUUGUGGUGUGAAGAGUGUAAUAAUGCACAUCCCUCCGUGUGUCCAAAACACGGACCUUUGCAUCCCAUCCCAAACCGGCCUGUGCUGACCAGGGCGAGAGCCAGCCUCCCCUUGGUGCUCUAUAUAGACAGGUUUUUGGGAGGUGUGUUCUCCAAAAGGCGUAUCCCAAAACGCACGCAGUUUGGACCCGUGGAAGGACCCCUGGUUAGACAAACUGAACUCAAAGACUGCUAUAUCCAUUUGAAGGUGUCUCUUGAAAAGGGUGACAGAAAAGACAGAGAUUUGCAAGAGGACCUGUGGUUUGAACUUUCUAGCGAGGCUCUUUGUAACUGGAUGAUGUUUGUGCGCCCAGCUCAAAACCAUUUGGAGCAGAACCUGGUAGCGUAUCAGUAUGGCCACCAUAUUUAUUACACAACCAUUAAAAACGUGGAGCCCAAGCAGGAACUCAAGGUGUGGUACGCUGCCUCUUACGCAGAGUUUGUGAACCAGAAGAUCCAUGACAUAUCUGAGGAGGAAAGGAAGGUUCUCAGAGAGCAGGAGAAGAACUGGCCGUGUUAUGAGUGCAAUCGUCGUUUCAUGAGCUCAGAGCAACUCCAGCAGCACCUCAACUCCCACGAUGAGAAGCUGGACUUCUUCAGCAGAGCCAGAGGCCGAGGCCGUGGGCGAGGAAAGAGGAGGUUUGGACCAGGCAGACGCCCAGGGCGCCCUCCCAAAUUCAUGCGUAUGGAAGUAACCAGUGAAAAUGGGGAAAAGUGUGAAGAAGGGACGCAGGACUUGCUGCAUUUUUCCAGCAAGGGGCAGUUUGAUGAGGCCGGACAAGCCGCACUGAAUGGGUUGGAGCAGCAGGAACAGACUCCAGUGCCAUCAGAGACACAGUUGGCACUGGAGCAGCAGUCAGAAAACCACCCGCUACAAAUCCAGCCGCAGCAUGAUGAGAGCACGGUGCCUACGCAGAGCACCAUGACAGCAGAUGACAUGAGGCGAGCAAAGCGUAUCAGGAAUGCAGCUCUUCAGCACCUGUUCAUACGGAAAUCCUUUCGGCCGUUCAAAUGUCUCCAGUGUGGGAAGGCCUUCCGGGAAAAGGACAAACUGGAUCAGCAUUUGCGGUUUCAUGGACGGGAAGGGAACUGCCCUUUGACUUGUGACAUCUGCAACAAGGGCUUCAUCAACAGCGGUGCUCUCGAGAGCCACAUGAAGUUCCACAUGGACCAGAAAACAUACUCCUGCAUUUUCUGUCCCGAGUCCUUUGACCGCUUGGAUCUGCUUAAAGAUCAUGUGGCCAUCCAUGUCAAUGAUGGCUAUUUCACCUGCCCUACCUGCAAAAAACGCUUUCCGGAUUUUAUCCAGGUCAAGAAACACGUACGCAGUUUCCAUUCAGAAAAGAUUUACCAGUGUACAGAAUGUGACAAGGCUUUCUGCCGUCCUGACAAGCUGCGACUCCAUAUGUUGCGACACUCAGACCGCAAAGACUUCCUGUGCUCCACGUGUGGCAAGCAGUUCAAGCUGCGAGAGCACAUGCAGAGGAUGCACAACCCGGAGAGGGAGGCCAAGAAAGCUGAUCGAAUCAGCCGCUCAAAAACGUUCAAGCCUCGGAUAGCUUCCACUGACUACGAAAGCUUCAUGUUCAAGUGCCGGCUCUGUAUGAUGGGCUUCCGCCGGAGGGGGAUGUUGGUGAAUCAUUUAUCAAAGAGACAUCCAGACAUGAAAAUAGAAGAGGUGCCAGAGCUCACGUUGCCCAUCAUCAAACCCAACAGAGAUUACUUCUGUCAGUACUGUGAUAAGGUGUACAAGAGUGCCAGUAAACGCAAAGCACACAUCCUGAAGAACCACCCUGGUGCGGAGCUACCUCCAAGCAUCCGGAAACUGCGCCCUGCGGGCCCAGGAGAGCCAGAUCCCAUGCUGAGCACCCACACCCAGCUGACAGGCACCAUAGCCACCCCUCCGGUCUGCUGUCCUCACUGUUCCAAGCAGUACAGCAGUAAGACGAAGAUGGUACAGCACAUUCGCAAGAAGCACCCGGAGUUUGCUCAGCUCCCUAACACAAUACAUGCCCCGCUGGCGACAGCUGUCAUCAGUUCCACUCCUGCCGUGCUAACCACCGACAGCACUACCGGAGAGACUGUUGUGACGACAGAUUUACUGACACAAGCGAUGACGGAGAUAUCCCAGACCCUCACAACAGACUAUCGAACUCCCCAGGGAGAUUACCAGCGAAUCCAGUACAUCCCUGUGUCUCAGUCCACAACUGGCUUGCAGCAGCCUCAGCACAUACAGCUGCAGGUUGUUCAAGUGGCCCAGGCUACCUCACCUCACCAGUCCCAGCACUCCACAGUGGACGUUGGGCAGCUUCACGACCCCCAGACAUACACCCAGCAUGCCAUCCAGGUGCAGCACAUCCAGGUCACAGAGCCACCGCCAGCAACUCAGUCGUCAUCGCAGGUUGGGGGUCAGCCUUUGAGUCCCUCCUCACAGCAAUUUCGGAGCUAUUCAUCUGAGAUUCAGAUGAUGACCAUUCCCCAAGGCCAGUACGUGAUCACAGAGACCGCUGUAGGUACGCCGGUCACCACUGUCAACACAGGGCAAGUGAAAGCAGUUACUCAGACUCACUAUGUGAUAUCUGAAGGUCAGCCUGAUCUGGAUGUCAAACAAAACCCGUCGCUCUCCAGCGAGGUACAGGUCGGCGUCUCCCAGCCACCCGCCCACACGGAUACCUUGGAAUCGCAAACGAGCAGUCAGCAGCAAACCACCCAGUACAUAAUCACUACAACCACCAACGGGAACGGCGGCAGUGAAGUGCACAUCACUAAACCAAGAACUUUCUCAGCAGAACACGAAUGAAGAAGCCUCGCGGUGUCGCUUGCUUGUACUUGUCACCUCCCCCGAAAGCCCAGAUCGAUGGGUAUCCUGGAGCUCAAUAUGUUUUAAAGUAUCUGCUCACUUAACUUCAACUAAAGUCUUGGAGCUCUUGUUAAUGCUUUAAGAGGGUUUAAGUCCCCGGUGACCAUGAAGAAGUACCCUCAAAAUCCUUCUGGGAUGCUAUUUUAUGCAGCUUUUAACAAAAAGGACAAGAGGAGAAGUGAAACCUCUGCUUGCUCUGGACUUUAUUUUUGGCAUGUCUGCUGACCCUUACUUUUCCUUCCUGGAAGUGUCUCCAGCAAACAACUUUUUAUUUCAAUAGUAUGGGAAAAAGCUUGCCUAACUGAAGGCUGACUGGCGGAUUAUGUUGUAUGUAUAUUUUUAACAGGAGCCGUUAAACAGGAGGACAUCAUGUGCGUUGCCAGAAUACGGCAGAACUGCUUCCCGUGUCUUUGUUUCAGCAGCCGAGGUGAAAGGGGAUGUACCAGCUCGACGCGAGCAGACUGCCUGGAGAAGAAGAGCAGCAGCAGCAAAGCUGGUGGCUCCUUGCGUACGUGCGCGGGGAUGGAUGUAACGACAAAGCUGUGAAGAUGUGCCGAAGCAGUCCAUUAAAUUAUUAUUUUUCCAACCCUGGAGAACUGUUUACGUGCUGUCUGCCCUGCCCUAUUUUACCAAGCGGUUCCAGAAAGAACAGAAAGUGCAGUCUUAAACCCAUGUUUGGCACAAACUGAUCGAAAUCAUAGUAGCACAUAAGGGUAGUACAGAGGCGCUGUUCUCUCUUUUCCCCUCCAGUGUUUGCAGGGAAAACGGCCUUUUUGCCUGUGAACAAAAAAGGCUCAGCUUAGCCUGCAUAGCAGCUUCUGCUGGGACCCACAGAUAGCUGUGCCAGGAGAAAGGGAGGGUACGGGAGCACACCCCAGAAGAGGCAGGGCGGUUGUCUCUGUUGCCGCCUCGGAGUGGGCGUAUUUUACCCCUCGAAGACUGGAUGGAGAGUUGGUUACUUUUGAUUUUUCCGAAUACCUUGUUAACAAUACACUGUAAUUCCUUUGGACGGUUCCAUAAAACGAGCAGCCCUGGACUCAGGAAACAUACACGGAACAUGCUAGUGGACCACUAUUUAUGGGACACAGAAAGCCAUCUGUGGGGGUUGCCUGCUUUGGUAGACCUGGUCUAUCUGCAGAAUUUACGUUACGUUUACCAGGAGAAAGUGAAAGAGAAGAUUUCUCUCUUAAGGCAGUGUAAUUUUCUUUUUCUUACGUAAUUCUCCUUCACAGGUCUUGUUGGUUGGUUAUUUAAUGCAUUCUGGGAUUUGCAAGAAUAUGACUACAACUCCAUUGACGCCUGAUGGGAUAUACCGUGUAUGUCUAAACCUCCUUUCGCUCUGCUUGAGAACUCAUCCCAGAAUGUCUGUGCAUAACAGGAUACGUUUAUUUAUAAAACAAAAGCAAAGAAGGAUGUUUUGUCCUAAAGGCCCUUGAGACUGAAGAACUGAGAGGGGUUUUCUUGAUCCGUUUUCUCUUGUGCCGCACCGAGUGUGAAGGCGGGACUCUUCUGCGUAAGUACCCCCCCAGAUUUAGAUGAGGAAUACCCGUGCGAGUAAGCGCUACAGCCGUUUACAGGUUGUGGUAUCGGGCCUUACGCAGUUAAAGCUCUUAGAGACGAGAGAGCUUCACACUCGGACUGGACGAGAGGAAGUCUGGCGACUUGCGGGCAAAGCCUUGCAGCAGGUAUCGCUUUGGUAAUUAACAUAUCUGUUAAUAUGGCGUGGAAAUAGUGACGGUGCGUGGUAAAAUAAAUCAGAUUGAAAACACCGGCCAGCUCAGAACUGCUUUGAGGUAGCUUUGAUAAGGACUUGGUGACUUGCCAAAAUGUGGAUUAAUUUGUUCCUGGGAUUUGGCUUCUCUUGCUGUACCACCGUACCGGGGCAUUAACGAGACUGGUGAAGUUAAUAAGGACCGGAGCUCCCAUUUAGUUAAGCGCAGCGGUGUCUUUGAAUUCGGUGGAUUUGGGAGCCCAUCGACUUCAGCCGCGUGGCCAAGGGACUGCAGUUCCCGCUAGUUCACUUGAAGUCGUGCUGCUGAGGGCUUCUGAAUUACGGCGUUGGGCGUUGUGACGUUGUUGGUGUGAGAGAAAAGAAGGGAGACUUUUGUCUUGAUUUUCUUCAGGCUGCUAGGUUAUUUUAUAAUGAGUCAAAAAAUGGCAUGAGUAAUAGGAAAAUAGGAGAUUUGGAAGUGGGAUGUUCCAGGCGGAUACUGCCCUACAGGAGCAAUUUUAAAGACUUAAAAGGUCUAUAGUCUGUACAGAUGAACAUCAAACUUUCCCCUCAGUGAUAUUGCAGAUGUGGGGUUUAAAAAAUGCUUUGCUCUGUUCACCUUUGUUGGAAAGGAACACAGACUGAGGACACUUGUUACCUGUUAGUCAAGGCUGAAAACUACACGGUGUUCCACAAAACCAUUUUAAAACAGCCUCUGUGAACUCGACUCUUCCUUAUCAAAGUUUCUACUCUGGCCUACAGCAACGGCAGCGUACUCGGUACCUGCAUUAAGCGAUUCACGGUGUCCCAAGUUAAACGAAUGCGUCAUCGCGAGAGAAGCAUCCCUGGAAAUGGAAGUAUCAUGAAUUUUCCUUCCGAGGUGAGGAACUACAGCGAUUGCACAGUUGGCAGGGGCCCGCUUUUAGAAAGGCGACAGAAAAAAAAGAUAAGUUUGCAUGGAUAUUUUUUUUUUCCCCUCCCAUUUCUGCAGUGCAGAAGGUGUCGGAUUUAUUAUUAUUUUUAAACCAGAGCAACCCAAAGAUCUCUUUCCUACGUCAUGUCCCACAGGAGCUUAAGGCUGGAGUCCUCUCGGUUGCCGAAAAGGGACACGUUUUACUCGAAGGUGGGCAUCGCUGCGGGCUCCCCGGCGGCCUGAUGCUGUUCCUUGUAGGUG
This is a messenger RNA of Pygoscelis adeliae (Adelie penguin), 6583 nucleotides long. RefSeq names its product PR domain containing 10 (gene PRDM10). The transcript is spliced from 23 exons. Gene Ontology annotation, cellular component: nucleus. The record is from RefSeq and is a predicted model, not a curated record. Bases 159 to 3638 code for a protein of 1159 amino acids. Gene Ontology annotation, molecular function: protein binding. NCBI's taxonomy places the organism in Eukaryota, Metazoa, Chordata, Aves, Sphenisciformes, Spheniscidae.